Arachis duranensis is the source of this 1109-nucleotide messenger RNA. RefSeq lists its product as uncharacterized. The coding region runs from base 510 to 863 and encodes 117 amino acids. The record is from RefSeq and is a predicted model, not a curated record. NCBI's taxonomy places the organism in Eukaryota, Viridiplantae, Streptophyta, Magnoliopsida, Fabales, Fabaceae. The transcript is spliced from 4 exons.
UUCAACGUUGUAAACCAUUUGCUCUGAUAGGGUUUUGCCCUCUUUCAAUAGUGAUUGACAUGGUCUCUUCCUCUUCCUCUACCGUCUCUCUCAUCCGCUCAUCUUCGCCAUGUAACCCGCUUCUGCAGCUGCCUCGCAACUUGCUUCCGCUUCUACUGCGCCGCGCAACCCACUUCCCCGCCGUCGCGCAACCCGCUUCCCCGCCGCCGCACAACCCGCUUCCCCAGCUUUCUAUCAGAAUGUAAUUUCAAUUCGAAAACAGUUGGAACAUUUAAAAGAAUACAAAAAUAGGUUGGAGAGGAUUCUUGGUAAACAGAAGAUCAUAUGAAGAACGCUAUAUUUUUCAGAAGUGCAGGGACAAAUGACUUUGUUAUUAAUUAUUUUACAUUGCCAAUACGAAGAAAGACAGAGGAUAAGUUAUUGUUUGGAACGGUGUAGAAUUGAAGGAAGUAAUUGGUAUCCAGAGGAAGAGAAAGAAGAGGACAGAGGGUAAGUUAUUGUUUUGCAGCAUGAAGCAGCAGCUACCUGGCGUUGAUGCUAAAUUGCAGAAGAUUACAGAAGAUAAGAGAAGAGAAGAGAAGAGAAGCAUUUCUGCUAGGGUUUUUCAUUCAAUUUCAUUCAGCGCCAUUCUCUCAUCCUCUUCCUCUACUGUAUCUCUUGUUCGCCAAUCCUCGCCGCCACAUCACGCUUCAGACGACGCCGCAACCUGCUUCCACCGCCGCCGCGCAAGACGCUGCCUCAACGCUUGGAGUUCUGAUCUGAAAUUAGCAAUAGCCUUGCAACAACAGGAUAUCACUACAUUCCAAAUAUAUUCUAAGUUUUCAGAUGGCUUUAAGAUCAAGGAAUGCAGGACUGUCUACUAACAGCAAUAACGCAGAAUGGAUUGAACCAUGAUCUUUAGGGAAAUUUCUUUUAAUGCUAUAUCCUUUGGUGUGUCUUGUUGGAUUUAUCUUAAACUAGGCUAAUAUCUUUGGUCCUAUAUGAAGUAUUUGGUCAAGAAAACUACUCUUACCAACAUUUUUAAUUCUCCCAGUUGCCCUUACUAACAUUCAUCUUUCAUGUUCAUGUCAUUUGGAGUUGGUUUUUACUUUUUACCAUUAAAAAAGGAA